CCUUUCGCCUUGCUCCGCUCUGGCCUGAAGCGGGUGCCGCGAUGGCUCCGGCCGCCGACCGGGAGGGCUACUGGGGUCCGCCGACCUCCACCUUGGAGUGGUGCGAGGAGAACUACGCCGUCUCCUACUACAUCGCCGAGUUCUGGAACACAGUGAGUAACCUGAUUUUCAUUCUACCUCCAAUCUAUGGUGCGAUUCAGACCUAUAAAGAUGGACUUGAAAAACGGUAUUUAGCUGCGUAUUUGUGUCUUACAGCUGUGGGAUUGGGAUCUUGGUGCUUCCACAUGACCCUGAAGUAUGAAAUGCAGCUGUUGGAUGAACUGCCAAUGAUAUACAGUUGUUGUGUGUUUGUCUACUGCCUGUAUGAAUGUUUCAAGUACAAGAACACAGUCAAUUAUCCACUGCUUUUCUUGUUAAUAACAUACAGCUUCGUAGUCAGCAUAGUUUACUUAAAUUUGAAAGAGCCUGUGUUCCAUCAGAUCAUGUAUGGAACGCUAGUUUCCAUUAUAGUUCUACGAUCUGUUUAUAUAGUAUUAUGGGUAUACCCAUGGCUUAGAGGUCUAGGCUAUACAUCUUUAACUGUAUUUUUAAUGGGAUUUUUUCUCUGGAAUGUGGACAACAUUUUCUGUGAUAAAUUGAGAGCACUACGAGAGAAGAUGCCUCCUGUUGUGGGAGCUGUGACACAGUUUCAUGCGUGGUGGCAUAUUCUCACAGGCCUGGGCUCUUACCUUCAUAUCCUCCUAAGUUUAUACACAAGGACUCUUUUCCUGAAACACAGGCCAAAGGUGAAGUUUAUUUUUGGAAUAUGGCCUGUUCUUCUUGUGGAGCCGCCCAAGAAGCUUUGACUGAGACCUAGGCAGUCACAUGCGAUCACCUAGCCUGGCUGAAUAAAGCGAUUCAACAGUUACUAUGGCUGAAGUGUCAAAAUUAUGGAUCAAUUCAAGUAUCGUUGCUAUAAAAGGACUUCUCUGUGUUACCAGGCCAGCCGGCUGGAACAGAGCAAAGAGUUGGCACACUAGGGAAAUAAUGUUUAGUACAGCUUUAUUCUAAGUUGUUAAAACAAAGAUUAAGACACAAUAUUUUUAUGUAUAUAUUGUAUAGCUGAUGAUACUGAGCUAAUAUUUCGUGCUGGUCACAGAAAACUAACCAUUUUUGAAGUGGAUUGCAUACAUUUUUCAUUCAGUUGUUGUUCUUUUUGUGGUUUAAACUAAUAUUAGUAACUGAAUGACAAAAACAGGCCAUUGAUGGCCAAGCUAAGCAUUUGUGUGGCCUAUAGUGAACUGAAUGCUUAACCUGAACUACUUUAAUCUUGCACUUUUAUACAAUUAAUGAAGUAUGUAAUGAUUGAUUUAGGGCUUUAUUCUAUCCUGCUUUUCCACAGCCUCCUUUGCAAUUUAUAUUUUAAGCAAAACAGUUGGGAUAUCCGUGCCAUUUAGUUCAUUUUGUACCAAGCUUCCAUUUUCUCUUUAGUCCAACUGAGGUACAUCGUGGAGGAUGUUCCAGGGUGUGACCGUCAGAAGACACUUAAGAUGGUGAAGCAUUAUAGGGGUGCUUGUUUGUGUGUGGAAACUGAAUUCCUAAUUUGUUUGACCAGUGACCCAUCAUGAGACUGCAGGAUGACUGUAUAAACACAAGAAACACUUUUUUUCUUUUUUUAUAAUUAUUAUUUACAUGCCUCCCUUUUCUAUACCUACUUUUUACUCCCCGUGUCCCAUUCAUACUACAGAUUGACAAACACUUUAGAUGUGUGCUAGUUCAGCUUUGAAUUUCUCUUUCCCUUAUUUUACAAGUCUUAAAUAUCGGUCUGACUUUCAGAAGCAUCUUCUUAUUCAGAAAUAUUGAAGAAAGAGUAAAGAACAAGAUUGAUGUUGAAGAUACCCCAAAAUACAAUCGGCAGCACUUUGAUUGCUUGCUCUUAAUCUGUCCAUCACAUGGUUACUCCGUGGAAAGUUGACCACCUUUUUAAAACCAAACUUUGGGGAUUAAUGUGGGGGGACAAACCCUCUGGUUUCUGCAAUUUUUAUCGACCCAGCUGAUGAAAGUUAAUAAGUAAGCAUAAAGAAAACAUUGAACUAACACAGUUUUUCAAAAUAUACCUCAUAUUGGAGGCUGUGGUUUUGACUCUUCAGAUCUUGGGGCAACUAACGGAGUCUGUCUCUGGGCCUCCUAGCUGCCAUGCUAUGCAAUUUUUGUCUGCUUUUGAUGCUCUGAGGGAUUUAUCCUUCUUGCCAUGAGGGAAAAAAGGGAAAUGCUCAGACUGAUUGGAAAUGCCAUUCUGUAUUGAUUUAAAAUGUGCCCACAGCAGCAAGGCACAGUAAUGUAGCUAUAAAGCUGUCUCCCAGAUCACAAAGUCCUGGUUAGUGUAAGCUUCCUUGCUCCAACUGCUGAAAAAGCGGGACUGAAAUCUGUAUUGUACAAUCAACGCUGACUAAAAUGGUCUCCUCCCUUUAAUAUCUUCUUUCUUUUUUCCUGUUUGCAGCUUAGCUGCAUCCUCGGUGGCCAUCAGUAGCACUCCUCCUGAUGUGAAUCUCCAAAUAAAAUCGUGGCUUUUGUUAUGUGACUGACCCUGGGCUCUUGGGAUCAAAUAGACCCAAACUCAGGGCUAGAAAAAGAUACUUAACCUUGGGUGACUUCGGUGAGGUUUAAGCACGUGCUGAUAGCAGUGCAUUUCAACCCGUAAUUGGCAAGCCACUGCAAAGAUUCUUGAAUGAAAAUUUUAAAACAGAUUUGUUGUCGGUAGGCUCCGGUUCCAUAGACAAGGUCAGCAUCUGUGUUGGGAAAUUUGUGUCAUCUUCAGACUGAAAGAUGUUGGAAUAACUAGCAUAGAAGUAGGAAAAUGCUGGCUUGGAUCAGGUGUCUUUAAUUAUCCAGAAGGCAUAUUUUUUGUAAAGAGAUUUGAGAACUGUUUUAAAAAUGUAGCUUAAAAAUAAGUGCCUGCCUAUUGACCUCCAGGCUCUCUCAAGCAUGCCUCUGUACACUGUAUCCGAUUUUUUUAUUAGUAUGUUUACAUGUUUUCAUAACUUAGGGAAAGAGUCCCCUAAUAGGAGCAGUGCACCAACGAGACUUGUCACAGUCACUUGUGACAUCUGCUAGGUGUGGUAUUGUUUUUAAGAAAACGAACAAAACCUUUAUUUUAGUGGCCUUAGUUUUGUUACUGGAGGAUCUGGGGGCUCUGUUUGGUUUCCCUGUAAUUGCAGGAACCAGAGUGUGCUGAAAAGCCACUUUCUUA
Messenger RNA from Aptenodytes forsteri (emperor penguin), 3229 nucleotides. RefSeq names its product alkaline ceramidase 3 (gene ACER3). Gene Ontology annotation, cellular component: endoplasmic reticulum membrane. The transcript is spliced from 11 exons. NCBI's taxonomy places the organism in Eukaryota, Metazoa, Chordata, Aves, Sphenisciformes, Spheniscidae. The record is from RefSeq and is a predicted model, not a curated record. Bases 42 to 845 code for a protein of 267 amino acids. Gene Ontology annotation, biological process: phytosphingosine biosynthetic process; ceramide metabolic process.